AUGGCCUUUGAAUCUGUUCCAGUGACUAAGAGACAGCGCUAUGGCAUCCUCGACUCGCGCAAACCCGACCUGAACCCGUCUGCGCCCCAGCCACCCGACCUCUGUUUCCUCCCCACCUCGACCUCGUCAGGGUCGCACACACGCCGACAGACAGCAUCGAGCGAGCACAAGGCGAAGAGGAAAGCUCGCGCGGCGCCGAGCGGGAACUAUCAGGGCUACUACGAGCGCCGGAAGACGGCGCGAGACGAGCCAGACGAGCGACUCGCUCUCAUUCCGCAGGACUGGGUCAAGGGGAAGAAGGUGUUGGACGUCGGAUGCAACACUGGCGCGGUGUCGGUCGAGCUAGCACAGCGAUUCGGGCCCGCGAAGGUUGUCGGCGUUGAUAUCGACCCUGGCUUGAUUCGACAAGCGAAGACGUUCGCUGAUACGGCGUGGUCGCGACAGGCGCCCCUCGAGCGACUGAUCGCCGAAGCGCAAGAGAUCCAGCGGCAGCACUCCUCCCGUUCUUCCCAGCCUGCAUCACUCUCAUCCCUCCUUUCCGACGGCACCGACUCUCCCUUCGUCUCGGCCGACCCUCACUACUUCCCUGUCUCGCUCCCUCGCAUGUUCGGCAACCUCCCCCAGCCUCGACAGCUUGUCACGAUCAUGAACGGCGAGACCGGAGACGCGCAGGCUGGACAGAGGCGAGGGAAACGGAAAGACUUCUCGACGGAGACUCGAGCUUUUCCGGAGAACCUGCAGUUCGUCGCGGCGGACUGGGUGAACGAGACCAUGGAGCCAGACAGGGACGGCUACAACGUGAUCCUCGCCUUCUCGGUCACGAAGUGGAUUCACCUCUCCGGCCUCAAUCCUGCCCUCCUCACCUUCUUCCGCCGCUGCUUCGAUUGCCUCCGGCCCGGCGGCAAGCUCAUCCUCGAGCCACAGCCUUUCAGCACAUACGCCCGCAACGUCAAGAUGACGCCCGAGCUGCAGGAGAACUACGAUCGCUUGAAGGAGGGAGCGGAGAAGGGAUGGAGGGCGGAAGAGGGCGACUUUGAGAGGGUGCUGCUCGAGCUUGUGGGCUUCGAGAAGCGGGAAUUGCUUGGCAAGACUGGCAAAAUUGGCUCAACUUUCCGCCGACCUGUCGAGGUGUACACGAAGCGCGGCAGUAGCAGCACGGCAAUCUGA
Molecule: messenger RNA, 1167 nt
Organism: Rhodotorula toruloides NP11
Lineage: Eukaryota; Fungi; Basidiomycota; Microbotryomycetes; Sporidiobolales; Sporidiobolaceae
Product: Mepce protein
Exons: 4
Coding region: 1-1167 (388 amino acids)
Biological process (GO): snRNA modification
Molecular function (GO): O-methyltransferase activity; RNA methyltransferase activity; snRNA binding
Source: RefSeq, a predicted model, not a curated record